AUGGAUCCAAAUCGCAUUCAACCCAUAAUGCUGUCUCAAUCUGGGUACAUACUACCUCAACCAGGACUCAGUCUUGUUUCUCCUUUGCCUAGCGGUGCUACUGCGUAUGCCCACCAACCAUCAUAUCAAAAGUCAUUAUACUUUCCGUUGUCGUUUACUGGUUAUAAUGACCCUCAAGUUAAUGAAAUGGACUUCUCCAGCUCCCAGCUUCAGAGUACUUACACUUCGCCUGCCGAUGUGCUGGAAAAAGACUAUCAAAUUGUUACUUAUGAAGAGCUUGAGAAAUUACUCCCAGAACCCAAACCAUCUGGUCGCGUCGAGUUGGGUUUGCUUCCGAAUGGGUGUGCUUAUGCACCUAAAACAGCAAGUCGAGAAAAUUACUUGUUAUUUGCAUCAAAAUAUAGCUAUAUAUUGUAUUUCACUCAUCAUUAUUUUUCUCGAGAAAACUUAUGCCGGGAUCAGACGUUCCUGAAUAUGCUUGUUGAUCGACUGAUUUUGCCAAUCGAAAAGCUUGUCAAAGCUCCUCGCUUAGCAGCUCUAAAUACUACUCAUGAAGAAGUGGAAAAAGCUUUACUUGGCAGUAAGAUUGUUUGUGUUGAAGAUAUGAAUGCGGGAAUGCGUGGUGUUCGCCGCAUUGAUGGUUAUCCUGGUCUGUCUACAAAUCCCGAUACUUCAAUAAAUGUUCAAUCUGAGAGUGGAUUAUCGAGUUUUACAUCGUCUCAGAAUUUAACCUCGUUGAUUGGGUCUUUCUCUCUCCAACCACAAUUGCCUGAUCAACAAAUUACUACCAGUCUUCAAUCCGUAGUUGUGUUGAGAACUGCUGGUUCAGACAAAUUUCGAUCUGAUGGCGUAAUGAGAUCUGGACACAUAAACCCUGAAACAAGCAAAGAGCUUCCACAAACAAGUACUUUAAUUCAAACCCCGGUGACAACGAAUGUUUGCAUAGCACCUGCGUCUCAUCAAAUGCCCAUUCCAUUAUUGUUGCCUCUAUGUGGUAUCGAGAACUGCAGCAAUAUUCAUAUAGAAUGUGCCGGCACAGCGGGUCCUUCAGUAGGACCUUGUCGUAAUACUGCUCCUUGGAUAUUUCAACGGCCCACAAAACAGUAUAAUCCAUAUUCUCGUGUUACACAUGUGAUAGUUCCUCAGUCUAUAAAUCAACCGAAUUCUACAAAUUAUAAUAAAAGUCAACCGCUCGCGUGGGACCUUCAUCAGCGCCCGCAUCUCCCAGCUGCGAACAGUACACAUUCAAGUGUAGUACCGAUACGGCGUCAAACGCAUUUGCCUAAUUAUUUCAUUCGUCAGACAGGGAAUGUUAUAGAGUCAUAUCCUAUCCCAUUUUCAAUACCACAAACGAGUAACACACAUCAACCUUUCAAUCUAGCUGUAGCAGCUGCCUUAGCAUCAAUGAGUACAAGCACCAGUAAUAGCAUUAAUCCAAGCCACUAUGGACAUCAACCACAGUAUUUCCCCAACCAGUUGUUAACCAACUCUUCAAACAUCAGUCCAAUUGGAGCUAACCAACAACGACCGUCAAAUGCACUUUUGAAUCACCUCCAAGCAGUAGCUGCCAUGUCAGCUGUUGCACAACAUUCGAAUGCCACACCUUAUUUUCAGAAUCCAGUAUCUCAAACUAAUCCUUUUCAUAUCCCCACCCCUGUACCAUUACCAGUGUACUACACCGCUCCACAGUUGUUACAAUCUUCUGGUGCGCGGAACUCUUUACAGCGUCUACAACAAAAUGUGUAUCCGAUGCAAAGCUAUGGCUAUCAAACAGUCCAAAAUGUUCCAGUAUCUGAGUCUUUGGAUAAUUUAAGGUCAGAUAGUAGAUGUGGCUUAACCGUGCCGAAUCUCCCACAACAUUCAAAUAACCUGAUUUACCCUAUACUGUUGCAACCACCCGUGCAUAUACAACAUAAGUUACCCACACAUAUGAAUGGUUCGGGGUGGCAGGUUCACAACCCCAGUCAGUCGAUACGUGGAGCACUCAAUUCAGUAGGUAUAACGCCUAUACCCGUUAAUUUCACAGUCAUUAACACAAAUGGCUCUACUUCGGUAGCCAAUAAUGGGAUGCUCAAAGAGUUACCAACGUUUUCAGACACAAAAGAUAAUCUUGAUAACAAUACAGCAGCAGAUAAUAUGGUAGGUGAUUCUGCAAUAAAUGUAUCUCUUGCAUCUGAAAAUCAAUUGGAUAGUGCAUCGUCUGUGUUACCGGGAUUAAUUUCAUCAACUGAAAAUUCUACAUGCGCAGCUAUUGGUGACAAUCAGUCUCAUAAGCUCCGCAAACAAGUUGAAAAAAUGACCUCUCCUGGUUCGGUUCAUGAUUCUGAGGACUCAGUUAG
Molecule: messenger RNA, 2339 nt
Organism: Schistosoma spindalis
Lineage: Eukaryota; Metazoa; Platyhelminthes; Trematoda; Strigeidida; Schistosomatidae
Source: the annotation of a GenBank genome assembly